GUAGUACAACAAUGACAACAACAAUAAGCAAACAUGACUUACAACUACAACAGCAGCAACAACAACAACAACAACAACAACAGCAACAAUUGUUACUACUACAUCAGCCGGAGCAUGCGCAGCAAUCGCUACACGUGCAUUACACAGACCAACAACUGCAACAACAACAAGCAAAUUUACAAAAACAGCACCAUUCUUCACACUUAUUAAAAUCUACAGCCAAUAAAAGUUUGUUAAUUAAUAAUACCGUUAGUAGUUUAGUCGACAACACCACAAAUAUUUACGAUUUAGACGCUGCGACCGCAACGCUGACAACGGCAUCUCCAACUGCAACUGCUAGCAUCACAACAACAACAACCACUACAACAACCACAACACGCUUAGAUAGUGCAACCGCGAUUAUACAAAUAGACUCUUUGAACAACAACAACACAACUAGUUUAAGUGCCACAACCAACGCCAUCACAACCGCCACCACACCGACCAACAACAACGGCUGCGUAUUGAUACCAACCAGCGAUGCCAGCGCCGAGACGGAACCGAAAACUCAAAAGCGUCGCUCAUUGCUCAACUUCAAAUCGUUCGACUUUCACAUCAAAUCACUAUAUUCUGGCUUGCGUAACGGCAACAAACAUUCGCACUCACAAUCGUCUUCGCUGGGCGGUUGUGGCGGUGCUGGCAGCAAAAGUGGCGGCGGCGGCGGCGGUAGCGCUGCCGACAGUGGUGAUGGUAGAAUCGAUAAUGCGAAUGGUAGCGGUUUACUGGACGCCGUCACGCCGUUGGGUAGUCGCGGCGGCACAGCCAUCAACAAUCGUAUGCCGCCCUAUCUGAAGAUCGAAUCAGUCGAUGCUGAGGAAGCGGAGAAUCUACUGCUCGAUUAUCCGCAAUCGCCGUACUCGUCGCGUCGCAAUAGCUCACACGAAGACGACAAUCAUUCCAGUUCGCAGCUGUUGCACAUCAAUCGUUACGACAUGUGUUCGCGUUCGCAGGCGAGUUCGCCCUCGCCGUACUACCUGUCGCCGUAUGCCAUCGAUUCGGGCAAUAUACGACGCUCCUCUACGUCGGACAUUAUGUCGUGCAAGCGCAGCGGUACAUCCAGCGCGAGUGAUAGCCGUCGGCCGAGCACGAGCGAUCUGUUGCGGAAGGCGCGUGAACGGCGCGGUAGCGAGGCGCGAAUGGGCCGCAGCGUUUCGCAUAGUGGACUGCCGCGUGGUGGAUCACGUAUAGGUGCGGGUGGCGGCGGCGGCGGUGGACGUCGUACGAGUAUGGCAUUUUAAAUUUGUACUAGGCAAUAAUUUAUGACCAAGUGUGUUUAAAUAAAAGGUAAAAGUUAGUCGAGUAUUUCUAUGCGUUCGCAAGCGCAGUGGACUUUGUCGAGUCAUGUGUAUUCUUGAUGCUCUUGUACAUCGUUAUGCAAUUAAGUGCUUAUGAAUUUUUAAAAUUUAAUUAGAGAAAAUUUAAAAUUAUCGUAACAUAUAACUA
Bactrocera latifrons is the source of this 1482-nucleotide messenger RNA. RefSeq names its product transcription factor kayak-like. NCBI's taxonomy places the organism in Eukaryota, Metazoa, Arthropoda, Insecta, Diptera, Tephritidae. The coding region runs from base 12 to 1277 and encodes 421 amino acids. The transcript has a single exon. The record is from RefSeq and is a predicted model, not a curated record.